Molecule: messenger RNA, 1443 nt
Organism: Adineta steineri
Lineage: Eukaryota; Metazoa; Rotifera; Eurotatoria; Adinetida; Adinetidae
Source: the annotation of a GenBank genome assembly
AUGGUUCAUAUACAUCCUACGCUUACUAUUAAAUAUAUUCUUUCUAUUGUUGCUUUUGGUGUAAUGGUAUAUUUUAUUACAAGUUGUAUUCAAACAUAUUUGGUUUAUCCAACUCAAACACGAGUUUCAAUUCGUCUUAAUCGUUCUCAAUUAUUUCCAGCAGUAACAAUUUGUAGUGGAAAUCCUCUUCGAUAUGAUAAAUAUUUAAUACCACUUAUAUCCUAUAUUAAAACACAUAAUCUAUCCUCUUCACCACCAAAUAUUACUCAAAAUGAUAUUUAUAAUAGUGCAUUUAAUUUAAUGAUUGAUUUAAUAAAUAAGAAUAAAUUUGAAGAAACAUUUUCCUAUGGUUUUCAAUUAGAAGAUAUCUUACUUGAUUGUACAUAUAAUGGUUAUAAUUGUCGAUCAAUGUGGAUAAAAACUUUAUCACCAAUAUUAGGUAACUGUUAUACAUUCAAUCGACAAACAAUCGAUAAAAACACAAAUUUAUUUCAAAUAAAUCAGAUUAAUGGAAAUGUUCAAACAUUACAUAAUGGUCUUAUAAUGACAUUUUAUUUAAAUAUUGAACUUUAUUUUCCAAUAAUAGAAUAUGGUCUUGGUUUAACAGCUAUUUUACAUCAUCCAAAUGAACAACCAUUAAUACGUUAUGCAGGAAAACGUUUUUCACCUGGUUUUGAACAUACAUUAGUUUAUGAAAAAUCAUUAACAACUUAUUUAGGUUCACCAUAUACAUUAUGUACACAAAUAAUUACAGAUGAUAUGAAAGCAUUAUAUAAUUUAUUUGAUAAUAAUACUGAAUAUGUUUAUUCUGAAACAGUUUGUUUAGAAUUAUGUCAACAAGCAUUUAUGUAUGAACAAUGUGAAUGUAUUUAUCCAAUUUAUUUUUAUUUAAAUUAUUUAAAUAUUAAUGGUCAACUUCGUCGAGUUCGUAUAUGUACACCGUGGACAUCGGAAUAUAGAUGUACCAUUGAAGCUCGAAAUCGUAUUGCAAAUAAUCCAAAUCUUUUACAAACACGUUGUCCUCAUUGUCAAUCACAAUGUAUAAUACAUAAAUAUUCAAGUGAUUUAUCGUCACUUAAAGGACCAAGUGAUUCACAAAAAAAUUAUUAUAAAAAAUUAAUACUAUCAAAUUCAACAAUACCAAUUAAAUCUGAUUUUUCAAUGAAUUCAAGUUACUAUUUAGAUCGUAAUUAUCUUAAAUUAUCAGUUAUACCUUUAAAUUCAUAUGAAACUAUAUAUGAAGAAAAAGCAACUUAUAUAUGGUCAGCAUUUAUAUCUGAUCUGGGUGGUCAAAGUGGUUUAUGGUUAGGUAUUAGCGCAUUGAGUAUCUUUAAUUUAAUUGAAUAUUUACAUAGAAAAAGUCAAAUUAUUCGAUUAAAAAGAAAAGCAAUGGCUCAAGUUCACCCAUGCGAAACAGAAUCAAUAUCCAAUAAUAAAUAUUAA